CAGUCACUCUAAUGGGUAGAAAAUUGAUGAUGAAGAUAUAUAACAUAGAAUAUUUAAAGGUAAGUUUAAGGAAACAUCCAAAAAGUAGAAUAUAAUUAACAGAGGGGACCAAAAGACGGAUGACUUUGUCAACUUAUGCUGUCAUUUUGCGUUUCUCCCCUUUGUCUUCUUCUUCUUUCCCAAUAGACUCCUUCUUUCUGCUCGAGUCAGUUUUCUUUCUUUCCCCCAAAUAAUCACCUGCUACAUAUUUUCAUUUUUUGACCUUCUGAUACUCAGAAAAGGGUUGAUUCCAGAUGGGUUCAAGCGUCAGUCGCGGUGUAUCUUCUUCUUCAUCAUCACCACCAUCAUCAUCAUCAAGAAGAAGACCAUCUGGGCAGCAAAGCACAAGAAACAAGCUGUCAUCUUUCUUCCUCUGUGGUUCUUCCACUUCUUGGCAACCCCUUGAGAGUGAAGAUAAUCCCCAAGGUUCACCAAUCAAUUCUGUUGAAAAUGUUGCUCCUGACAGCUCUUGCAUUUCCAUGGAGCAAUCUUCCACCAUAUUUAGUUCAGAAGCUGAUUGUACAAGUUCCAGCGUUGAGACUGUUGCCACGUCUAGUGCCUAUAGCACUACUGAGUGUACCCCUUUUGAACUCGCCAGGACCAAUAGAGAAGAUAGCACCCGUGAAGAAUGUUUGUCAAAUGCGAGCAGCUCUAAUGCUCAGAAGGAAGGUGCAUCAUUGAUCUUUCCACAAAAUGAUUCUACAGAGGGUAAUCUUGUUGAAAAUCUUGAGAUUACGGCUCAUUCUGAGGUUUCUAGUUCUGGGAAUCUUGCUAUUGUCCCUGAUCCAUUAGGUAAUCAUGAGUUGUCUGCGAAUCAUAAUUCUGGCACAGCAACAACUUCUGAAACAAGUUCUAUAUUUGGGAAUGAGCUGGAUCAUGGAAGACUUGACGCCCUUCAUGUUGCGAUGGUGAGUAUCCCUUCCAGCAUCUUAUCUAGUAGCAUUGCUGAACUAAGUAGCAGUCAAGCAAGAAGUAAUAGGAGGCUUUAUUGGGAAGCAUUGUCAAGACGCAGUUUCAGCCAGAGUAAUGAUUCCCCAACUGUAGUUUUCGCGACAGGUCCUGCUGAUGAUAUCGGAUCCAAUGGGAGAUGGCUUCUUAACCUGAGUGGAGAUCUACACUAUGACAGAGUAUUUCGUGAUCCUGGUUACCUUGGUUCUAGAAGCAGUCGCCGGAAUGGGCGAAGAUGGCUAUUAAGAUCUGAGAUCUCAGAAGGACUUGUUCACGGUCGGGGUGACGGAGAGCGACAAACCAAUUUUUGUGCUUCUGGACUCCAUCCUGUUGGUACUUGCUCAUGCGAAUCUUUCUUCUCAUCAGAAGAGUCCAGUACUCUUGCAAGUAUUUCACGAAUUAUCAUGCUUGCAGAGGCUUUGUUUGAGGUUUUGGAUGAGAUUCAUCAGCAACCUUUGUCAUUCUCCCUAUCGAUGCUUACCAUGCCAGCACCGGAGGCAAUUGUGGACUCAUUUCCUCUCAAGAGUUUCAAGAAGUCAGAUGCCAGUGAAAGCAGGCAUUCUGAUAUACCACAGUGCUACAUUUGUUUAUCCGAGUAUGAGGAAGGGGAGAAAUUAAGGGUUCUUCCUUGCCGGCACGAAUACCAUGUAGCUUGUAUCGACAAAUGGCUUAAAGAAAUUAACAGGGUAUGCCCAGUUUGUAGAUGCAACAUCUGUGAAGAUGCUAUGCCUGAUUCUGUCCCAAAUACUACCAUGGUUUGAUUUCCUAUGAGGCAUUGGUGGAGUCAAAAUACCAACACCGGCUCAUCAUCCCUGGUAGAUGUUGCUUAUUGUUGGCAUGUGAGACUAGGUGCUGCCCACAAAUCUUGAAUCACACUGCAGUGAUGCAAACUGUAAAUAAAUAGAUACUACUGUUUCGUGAACAUAAAUGUAAAUAUAAAGAUUAGCUGAUGAAACUAGCUAAAAAGUGAAGUGACCCACUGGGGCUGGAAUAUGCUCAGUAGAGCUUGCAAUUUUUUCGCUUUUUAUCUGGUGAUUACUGCUGCAGUAACUGAAAAGCUAGUAUACAUCUAUCUAAGGAGGUGCUUGGACUUAGUUAAUGGAGUAAACAUUAAUUGGGUCCAGAAGCCCUGUGCUUAUAGCCAACGGCUUAUUGCACAAUGAUAGUGAUGAAAGUUGAAGAAUGUGGAGAUACACUCACAUUUAAGUUUGAUCAUCAUCAUUCUUCUAAUUUUGUUUCCCUUCUUCAUUUUGUUAUUUAUUUCACUCCCUCUAUUCCAAAAUACUUACCACAUUUGUUGUACUAAAACUUAAUUCUUCUAAUUUUGUUUCCCUUCUUC
Molecule: messenger RNA, 2326 nt
Organism: Oldenlandia corymbosa var. corymbosa
Lineage: Eukaryota; Viridiplantae; Streptophyta; Magnoliopsida; Gentianales; Rubiaceae
Source: the annotation of a GenBank genome assembly